Molecule: messenger RNA, 5383 nt
Organism: Centrocercus urophasianus (Greater sage-grouse)
Lineage: Eukaryota; Metazoa; Chordata; Aves; Galliformes; Phasianidae
Gene: TTC7A
Product: tetratricopeptide repeat domain 7A
Exons: 21
Coding region: 1-2721 (906 amino acids)
Biological process (GO): protein localization to plasma membrane; phosphatidylinositol phosphate biosynthetic process
Cellular component (GO): plasma membrane
Molecular function (GO): protein binding
Source: RefSeq, a predicted model, not a curated record
AUGGCGGCUAAGGGCCCGCUGUCUCACGUGAAGCUGGAGGGGGAGAUUGAGCGGUGCCGGGCGGAGGGGCACUGGGGGCAGCUCCGGCUCCUGGUGCAGCAGCAGCUGCUGCCGCCGGCGCGCACCCGGCGGAAAGCGGCGGCGGGGGGCACGGAGGAAACGGAGGACUAUGGGAGUAUGCUGCUUGCAGAAGCUUUGCUGGAAGAAUGCUUGAAGGAAAACUUUGCCAAACUGAAGGACUCUGUUCCACUGACAGAGAGGAAUGAGCCAAAACUGAGUGAGGCUAAGCAGCAUCUGACCAAUGUCUUAAUCAGAGGAAAACUGCGACCUAAAUAUAUGACCGAAACGAUGCUGAUCCUUGGAAAGCUUCAUUAUGUAGAGGGAUCCUACAGAGAUGCCAUCAGCAUGUAUGCAAAAGCAGGAAUUGAUGACCUCUCAACAAAACAUGAACCUUUGUACAUGCUGCGUCUGGUGGCUGAAGCCUUUGUUAUUAAAGGUCUGUCUCUGGAGCGCUCAACCAACUCAAUAGCCUCACGUGCUCGCCUGUGCGAAAGGGAGGAAGAAGUCAUGACUUGCUUUGAAACUGCAUGUGUCAUUGCUCAAGUGUACCUGCAGGAGCUAGAAAAGACUUUAAACAACACACAUUCAAGGAAUAUGAAGGGCAGCAACACAACAUACUCUGAGUUUGAACUGUCCUACUUCCUGGAAGCAGCUCUACAGAGUGCCUACGUGACUCAUUUAAAAAAGGGCGAUAUUGUGAAGGGAAUGAGGAGUCUGCGAGAAGUAUUACGGACUGUGGAAACAAAAGCUACUCAGACCUUCAAAAUGACUGCGGCCAAACAGCUAGGCCAAGUGCUUCUCCAUUCCUUGAGUGAAGACUGUUACUGGAGCCCUUUAUCUGAUCCUCUCCCUGAGUUCAUGAACAAGGAAGAUCAGUCUUACAUUAGCAAUCUGCUUUGUCGGAAGCCUGAGCUAUACACAGAAGAGAAUGUUUACUGCCCUCAGGACAACGUAGAAGAGGCUCUGCUUCUCCUCUUAAUCAGUGAAUCCAUGGCAAACCGGGAUGCAGUGAUCAGCCGUGCCCCUGACCAGCAGGAUGACCGCGCUGUCAGCUUUCGGGAUGCUUCUGAAGUCUAUGACCUUCUCAGCAUCACUCUGGGCAGAAGAGGGCAGUAUGUCAUGCUUUCUGAGUGCUUGGAGAGAGCCAUGAAGUUCGCAUUUGAUGAAUUCCACCUCUGGUACCAGCUUGCCCUGUCCAUGGUGGCUUGUGGAAAGUCAGCAUAUGCUGUAUCAGUGCUCAAAGAGUGUGCUAAACUGCGACCAACAGAUCCCACCGUUCCUCUUCUGGCUGCCAAGGUCUGCAUUGGGUCACUGCACUGGCUGGAAGAAGGAGAAUACUUUGCUAAAAUGGUGAUAGACCUGGGUGAGGAUGCUGGAGAGUCCCUAGCAAAGGGUUACUUGGCACUGGGUCUGUCAUAUAGUCUUCAGGCUACUGACGCUACUUUGAAGAGCACUCAGGAUGAAUACAACAAGAAAGCACUUCAGGCUUUGGAGAGAGCACGGGAAUUGGACCGAGACGAUCACCAAAUCAUCCUCUACUUAUCGCUGCAGCUGGCUCUUGUCAGACAGAUUUCUGAUGCUAUAGAAUAUCUUCAGGAAGCACUACAGCUGUGCAAAGAUGACAUGAACUCACUACAUCUACUGGCCCUCCUCUUUUCAGCUCAGAAGCACUAUCAGCAUGCACUGGAAGUUAUCAACAUGGCUGUUGUUGAGUACCCAGAAAGCUUUAGCAGGACAUCUGGUGAAUGCACAGGGAAAAGCAUGCAGAAAUGUGGCAGUGGGAUGAUCCUUCCCGUCAUGUGUUAUCCCUGCUUCUGUCAGCUGAGUCGUUCUGAGGCUUUCUGCGCCAGACGUUGCAUUAAGGCAGAGUUUAAUGCCUCUGAUGGCUUGCUCUUCACCAAAGUGAAGCUGGAAUGGAUUCAUAAAGGACCUGAGGAGGCUCUGGUGACAUGCAGACGUAUGUUGCAGAUGUGGCAGAUGGCUUAUAGUGUUUUACAGCACAGUGGCUCUGAGAAAGGAAGUAGUGUGACUGAAACGCCAGUGAUCAAAAAGCAUAACGGACUUCAUCUCACGCUCCCGGAUGCUCAUGAUAAUGAUUCUGGAUCACAGCGAGCCUCUUCCCUUGCCGCAUCAAGAAUGGAACAAGCCAUAUCUGAAAUAACAAUGCGGAGCAGCAUGAUGAAGCAAGGACCUAUGCAGCUGUGGACAACUCUUGAACAAAUCUGGCUACAAGCUGCUGAACUUUUCAUGGAACAGCAGCAUCUCAAAGAAGCAGGCUUUUGUAUCCAGGAGGCAGCUAGUCUUUUCCCCACAUCUCAUGCUGUACUGUACAUGCGUGGGAGGCUUGCAGAGAUGAAAGGCAAUUUGGAGGUGGCUAGGCAAUUGUAUGAUGAGGCGCUCACAGUGAAUCCAGAUGGAGUCGAAAUUAUGCACAGCCUGGGCCUGGUGCUGAACAGACUUGAGCGGAGGGAGUUGGCACAGAAGGUCCUCAGAGAUGCCAUCCGGAUCCAGAACACCAGCCACAGGGCCUGGAACAGCCUAGGGGAGGUCUUGCAAGCUCAGGGGAAAAACGAAGCAGCCGUCGAAUGCUUUCUUACUGCUCUGGAUCUCGAAUCCAGCAGUCCUGUCAUCCCGUUCACUGUAAUACCCAGAGAGCUCUGAAGUGUCUUCAUUCCAUGGACAAACACUGAAUAAACAAACAAAAAGAUCUGCAGCGAAGAAACUGGAUUCAACAGAAGUGCCACUGUAACCUGGAAUUGAGCAAAAUAAUUCUAAUGUGGGGCUCAGGGGAACAUGUUUAGCUGAGACGAGCCUAACUGCAGAGGAGUUUGCAAGAGGCAGAGAGAGAUAAUGCCUUUUUUUUUCUUUGCAGAUGCCUGGUUCAAGUUAAUAGCAACUUAUAGCAAGACUUAUUUCAAAAUGUUGGUUUGAACUGAUUAACUGUAGAAAAGCUCAUGCUGGAAUACAGUUGUUCAAAGCACUUGCACCUUUCAGUUUUCAUUAAGGAUAAAAUCCCAAAUCCAAAGAUAAAGCUUCCAAGCCCUGAGCUAAAGCCGGACCAGCUCUGAGCAGGAGUAAGUGCACCAGCAAAUGUACCAAGGUUUAUUUAAGCACAUGGCUGCCUUCGCACAGACCUGACAGGAUAGGAAUGACAAUUAAAUCAUAGAGACACGCAGUAUAUACCAUUUACAAAAUUAUUUCAGCUAUUAUGAUUGUCUUUCCUGCCUUGUCUUACAUGCUGCAUAUACUCAGUAUAUAUUUAUAUAUAUUUAGUGUGGCAUUUGCCUAGAUCAAUUUAAAUUAAAAAUGCCUUUUUUUUUUAAUAGAGCUGCUAUAGCAACACAAUUCAAAAAAGCAGAAAGACCAAAGACCCAUUUAACAUUUGUCCUAGUGUUAAAGGCAUGUAUGUAUCUCCAAUUACAUUUUUAUUGAAAGGCCUCUCUUGAAGUAUUGUAAACUCUCUGAACUUCAUUGUUGUUAAUCACCUAUUCCAUCACUUUUAGUGAGGAAUGAAGUGAUUACCAGUGUUUAGUGCCUGCAGUUUGUGCUCUGCUGCAGUGCUGUCCCUGGCACUAUACACAUUCACAUCUGCCUUCUCAUGAUAUAACAGGUAGCAGCAGUCUGUUCAGGGGAAGCAUGCUGAAGGCAGCGUGCAUAUAUGAAGAACUGCUUUUCUUCUACAACCAAAUGCUUGGAUUUUCUGCAAGCAUUUCACAUCAGAGUCAGGGAGCUGCACCUUCAGUGGGGCGGGCUGAUGCUGAGCACCGUGUCAGAUGAAAGAAUGAUCUUAGAGCUGUCUGAAGAGCUCCUAAUCCACUUGCCUCUUGCUGGCUGGCAUGGCCAGGCUGCAAGGCAGCUGCCUCACCUCACGCUAAGCUGAUCCGAUCUGCACAGCCCUGUUUGACAGGCCUGUUGCCCUGCAGCACAGCACACACGUGCCAGCCCCACAGAAAAGGGGAUGCAGAAAUGAGCUGUGGGUGCUUUUCUAUGCAAAAAGCUGGGGCCAGGUGCCCAUUUCUGACCAAAGAAUGUUUGUGACUUUUUCUUAAGUGGGUUUGCACUGAAACAUGAUGCGUACAGUAGUUCUGUCCAGUAUUGUGGUUCUUUCCAGAAAUCAUUAUAUCCUCAGGCAGCAAAUGAACAGGAGUUACUCUUCCAAGUCCUGAAGGCUCAGGAGCAAACCUGACAUCAGCCAUUUUUACAGUUGUUUUGGAGCUAUGUUACCCAGCCACAUCACUCAUUUGCAGUAGCACCAGCAGCAGAGGAAGGAGUAGGUGUUGAAGUACCACAAUUAAAUGGAUUUGUGAAGCCAGAAAGACACAGCAGAGACAGAUUUUGCUGUGAAGGAUGCUCUGAAGUUGACUUUGUGCUACAGGUAGGAGAAGAGAGUGCCAUUGUGGACAUGGCAUGUAAAUCGUUAUCGAGGUGUUUUAAACCCAGUUUCACUGCUCGAAGCAGUUUGACUCGAAGUAGUAGGUUUCAGUAGAUAUAGAUAGAUUGGUAUUAUAAUCCGAUACUUAUUUCUGGUCCACAGUUCCAGCAUGGGAGUGAGCCUUCUGUACAGCACAGAGUCACUGUGGUCUGACAUCACCGCUCUGCUUUGCAACAUCUGUCUGUCAGGCACUGCCAUAGUAACGCCUGUGUACCAGACAGCCAUUUGAGUACAUGCUGUGCAUGUCUCUGUGACCGAGGAGCUGUUUGCAGAGGUCUGCAGUGCGUCCAGUUCGAGCCCUGGCAGGAGGUACCCAUUUUCCCAGCAGCAGCUGAGAAGCAAACUCACAGGCCUCGUUACUGCUGCAUGCAUGGUUUCCAUGCAGCCACCAGUGUCAUGUAUCUUACCUCCAAAGGGAGCUCUGGCUUGAUGAUAUUUAACUCCACAGCAGUCACCUUCCUGGGAGAGCUGAGUGGUGUGCACCAGCCAUUGGAACUGCAGUGCUGAGAGGCUGUGCUGGAGGUGUGGCUAGGAGGACAUAGCUCCCAUCAGCAGCAAUAGGAGCUACACUGCUCAGCACACCACAGCCCCUGUAUCAACUGCAGGCAAAGUUCUGCCUCAGUGCUGUGUUUGGAUUCAGCCCUGAGAUUUGCUGGACAUUUCCCAGCAGGUACGAAGCACGUUCACUGGAACUGUGUUGACAUUGCUGGUACAUUUCUGUAUACUUCUUAAUACUGACAUGUUUAGAGCUUGAGAUCAUGCUGACCUGAGAUGCUCUGCACAGGGCAGGAAAGAGGGUGGUAUUUACUGACUUGUAAGUGUUUUUAGAUAGAUCCUGUAUUUGUUCUUUGCUCAUACUUCCAGGUACAGAAAAACAAAGACUACAAACAA